This is a messenger RNA of Hyalella azteca, 6009 nucleotides long. Its product is annotated as BAG family molecular chaperone regulator 3. The coding region runs from base 142 to 2055 and encodes 637 amino acids. The transcript has 11 exons. The record is from RefSeq and is a predicted model, not a curated record. Lineage: Eukaryota; Metazoa; Arthropoda; Malacostraca; Amphipoda; Hyalellidae. Gene Ontology annotation, molecular function: ubiquitin binding.
CCGUGUCGUCUGCUAGUGAGGUGGCUUGGUCGGGGUGAACGUUAUCCAAUUUUCCAUACAAAAUUGAUGCAAAUUAUAACUUUUUUGUCGAGCAGUUGACCAAUUUAGAGGAAGUACUGAGGUACUGGCCUCCACAAGAAGAUGAUGGCUGGAAGAUGGGAAUGUUUCCAAGGUCUGCCGCCUGGAUGGGACGCCAAAUUUGACUUCAAGACUGGGAGAUAUUACUUCAUCGACAAUACCACGAAGCAGACGACAUGGGAAGACCCCAGAUUGAAGUCCUGUCCUCCGCCUCCACCUCAUCCCGACACCAUUCCUCCAGAAAUGCGAGCCGCGCAGACUGCUACAGUCGCCCCUCUAGACGUGAUCAAUUUUCGAGGAUCAGGAUUGCCAAUCGUGCCAACUCUUCCGCCAUCAGGUCUACCAUCUUCACGGGACGCUGAGAACGAGAUGGAUGUGGCUAAAAUAUCUGCGAUGUUCCCAACGGUUCCUGAGAACCGUAUAAAGGAACUGCUCAAGAAGUACCAUCAGCGCACCACGGUAGUGAUCAGUGCCCUACAGGUGGCCAAAUAUCCUUUGGCAACCCCAGGUCCUUAUGGCACCUUCACCCCACCUCCAGCGAGACAUUUCCUCCCGACCGCUGCAGCACUCGCGGCUUUCCACACCGGAUCACAACCUCAACAGCAAACUACUUUGGGUCGGACAGCUACUCUGACUUCAGCACUGACGUCUUCUUCCAUUUCCACUGCUGGCACUGUCGUCUCCCCUCUCAAGAGCUCGGCUUUCAGUCCACACAGCUUGGGAUCGCAAUAUGGCUCGACCCAACCGCCGGCGACUGGCAUCACCUCAGUUACGACUAUCCCUGUCUCUGCUGCUCCGCUGUCGUUCAACUCUCGUCCAUCUACACCUGAGAGGAGUAACAUUCAGUCGAGAGCCAGCUACGAAAGAGUGCGUGGCACGCAUCUCCUAGAGAGGAUAGGAUCACUCGGGGACCAGUCCACCAUGGGGGGAUCGCUGGGAUCUCCGAGGCUCUCGACCAGAGCGUCCUCGCCCCAUACCACCACGCGCUCCACCUCUGAAGUCACGCGAUCUAUUAUUUCCUCACCAAGACCAUCUCAGUCCCCAAGACCUUCCCCGCACUCACCAAAGAUCAAGCUCAGGUACCUUAAAGGCAUGUUCCCCAACGUGGAUCCCAUCAUUAUACUGGACGUCUUGACGCAGUGUUCGUACAACGUCAAGGAGGCUUGCGAGUCGCUCGUCUCGAGAGGCUACGUAAAGAAGGAACUAUCCAUGGUGCCUCCUCAGCUAAAGAGUUCGGUGCAAGAGACUCCUAAAUCCUCACCAAAUCCUUCCCCUCUACCGACUCGACCGAAGUUUCUGUCGGAAAUGCACAACCGAAAUAUUCGGCAGCGUUUAGCGGAGGCUUUCCCUGACGUGACGCCAACAGUGCUGCGCAUGGCGCUGCAGUCCGUAGGGCAUGACGAGGAGCUGGCCAAGGCUGUGCUCAAAGCCACGCAGGACGACGGCAAACUCAAGACGCGCGACAAAACUCGAGCCUCCACGCCGGGGGACCUCAGGCGACGAGCCAUCACAGAUGGCGUGAGUGUGUGCGACAGUCACCAGCAUCACCAUCAGCAGACGCCGGUGCGCUCGGGCCGAGCAGUGAGGCCAACUCUACCCAGACCCAGGGUCAACUUUGCCUGGACCCACGCCAUAGGACAGCCCUCACCAGGCGUGGCGAUGAGCGACAUGCCGACCGACGACAACGGCAGCCGCGCGCUCGGCCCCGACCCGGCCCUGCACCGGGGGCCCUGCGACGACCUCCUGCUAACGGAUUACACACCGUGGCAUGGGCCCAACUCUGAGAACAUCAUUGGGCCAAGCAAGUCUUUAGCCAGGGGCCCAAACCUUGCCUUGAGGAGAGACCAGUCCAACAGCUACGUCCCGCUGGGGCCCAACGCUAGCCUCGUUAAGGGACCAAGACCCAGCCUGGCCAAGGGCUCCAUAUUCUCACAGGCCCUCAAGAAAGAUUCACCUCCGUCCUCUAAAAGGCUAUAAAAAGCCAUCAGUAUUCGUUAGAAAAUAGAUAAUAAUCCCAAUAUUUAUAUUUUGCAUAAUGUAAGAAUCGUUGUAGCAGUGAAUGGUAUGAUCAGUUGUAAUAGUUUGAUGCGAAACAAUUCCACUGCCCAUACGCAAGCACAGCUUUGCUUGUCAGCGAUGGCAUGAGAAGGGCGCUGACUAGACGCAAGUCGCUCACAAUAUUCGUGAUUCCGAUUCAGGAGUAGCCAUAACUUCAGAUGUAUCACCGAAUAAAAUAAAAGCCCGUAAUUUAUUUAUAUUUAUGUAUUCUGCUUAAUCUCGACACAUUAGCAGCUUGCAAUGUAAGAUGUAAGCAGCAGCUUUACUGUAUACAUGUAAGCAGCGCCCAGCGUUACCUGUGCUUGUAAAGUCCACUAGUUGUGCUUGACUUCAGUACUCGUCAGCCAGCUCUACUUGAUGUCAGUUUAUGGACAGCUUACGCUCAGUUCGUCAGCUCUGCUUGGUCUAAAAUACAUGUACUGCUUGCGCUCAGUCAGCCAGCUAGCUUUGUUUGGUCUCAGUACAUGUACAGCUUUCUUCAGUCAGUCAGCUCUGCUUGGUCUCAGUAUACAUGUACAGCUUGCGCUCAGUCAGCCAGCUCUGCUUGGUCUAAAAUUCUAAAUACAUGCACAGCUUACACUACGUUGUUCCCGCUGUGCUAAGCCAACGAGUGUUUGCACGCUUUUAAUCAUCAGUCAUAAGCUGAUGGUCCAAUGGCCUUCAACAGAGGCGAGUUAAAUGCACGGGCUAAUCAGAGUAAAUUGCCCUGGCGGUGCAGUUGCCGCGCCGUUGUUAUAACGAUGGAUAUAUUCGAGCAAAUAUGGAUUUAAAUUGCCACUUGCAUCGGGCGUACCACGAGACCUCUCUUGAUUUAUUAUCAUUGAGGAUAAUAAUAGCAUAUACUAUCCCCUGGAAAUAAAGUUCUGCUAUGGCAACACUUUUCUGAACGGCUUCUGCUUCUUAUACGUCACCCAACGAUGCUGGAUUUCGAGGCAAUAGUCGUUCCUUAGAGAAAAUGAACGAUGGUCACUAAUGGUUCAACUUUGAAUAUUCUGCUUAAUAAUAUUAACGAUUAUGUAUAGUGCAUGUGUACUGCAAAACAUAUGAACUAUCAACAGAAAAAUGAAAUGAAAUGCCGGCAGUACAAGGGACUUCAUAUUACUACAUCAUGCGAAUUACGGCUUUAUUUAGACACCAUCAAUAGAGAAAUUUCAACCAUAAUAUAGAAACAUUAAUUCAUUUAAAUUGUCAGCGAAACACACUUACGGCUACUCUAUCCUCGUGGUCAUUUUGAAUUCCUUCUCAUCCAUUUCUUCUGAAGGAAAUUAGCCGGAGUGUGGAGAUCAAUGGCCUAAUUUUGGCGCCAUGCCUUCCUAUCACGUAUCUGCAAUUCAACACAUCUCAUCAAAGAUGGCUCUAUAAACAUACGUGCGACCUCACCGCACACACAUGCAAUUAAUGAUGUCCUCAUUGUAGCAUCUUCCGUUUGGGAAGUCAAGUUCGAAUGCAUGACAACUAAAAUUCUCCGCCAAAAUGUUAAGCACGUCAUCCUGCUUGUAUUAGAGACGAAGUUACUGUGAAUCUGCCGAUUCUCAAUCUUCUGCCCAUUGCCCGUAACAGGUUUAGGUAUUUAUAAAUGAUGACUUAAAAAGAUUAUGGCCUAGAUAUCCCAAUAUCUCCACAAAUUACAUGCAGUAAUUUGAUGAUGGUAAUUCAUAUUGAAAUUCGAUAGUUUCCCUUGAUGUUCAACUUUACAUAAUAUCAAAGCAACUUGGAGCCAUGACCGGAUUCACUAAAUUCAUUAACUUCGACGGGCGCUUUCAAUACGCUAAAUUUUCUUGAAAAUGAUCGGGAAAAAAUUUGUCGUGAAAUUGGACACACUUCCUUGAACAUGCAUCACAAAUGAACAAUAAAUAAAUAUUGAAGUAAGAUAGAUUAUGAAAUGCAUGAAUAUCGUCCAUAGCUCUUAAUAGUGUGUAACUUCGGUGCAUAAAUAAAUAUGAUCAGUUGGAAAAUCUUGCAACAAUAAUUCACCCUGAACUUGAAACCAACCAAGCGGUAGCGGUCGACCAAGCAUUUCGAAACCAACAUACCAGGAAAAGCGGUGGCAUGCAUGCAUGCUUAUAACCAUAUCGAAACUUAUUCGUGAAUUUCUGCAUGUUUCAAUGUCCCCGGCCAGGGUUAAUAAAUUGAAUGAUCGCAGGAAGCAAAUCUACUACACAUGCCUGCCAUGUACUGUCAUGCAUAUAUUAAUAACAAUACAGAAGCAUGCAAAUUACCUUGCCACGGCAACAUGUCUUACGUCGAAUUCAUAAAUAUAUAUUGAUUCAUUGGCGCUGCUGUAUCUCCAGUAUUUGAACAGAAAAUGUAAAGGAAUAUAUCACCUAUGUUCACUACAUUUGAACUUUCACACUCAACAAACGUCCCGUAAAUGAGUUAAUGAAUUUAAUUCGUGGUUGACCGAUUGUCAUCUAUCUCAGCAAUUGCCUGGAAGCAAACACAGAUAAGUGGUCGUACAAUUCUGUGCAAUUACGAGUUAUCAUUGAAUUGCUGGGCAAGAGAUACGCGUGCGUCAGGACUCAUGCUAACAAUUCAAGCAGCACCUUGUCGAAACCAACAUCAAACGUGCCGGCAUGUAAACCUUAUCGAAACCAACAUCAAACGUGCCGGCAUGUAAACCUUAUCGAAACAAACGUCAAACGUACUGGCAUGUAAACCUUAUCGAAACAAACGUCAAACGUACUGGCAUGUAAACCUUAUCGAAACAAACGUCAAACGUGGCGGCAUGUAAAACUUGUCGAAAAAAACGUCAAAAGUGGCGGCAUGUUUAGCAUAUUGAAACCAUCAAAUAUGUCGGUAUGUUUAACAAGUUGAAACCAACACACAGGAGGCACAUUCAGACCACUCAGCUAGGAAAGGUACGCAUGUCCCAGAGAUGCAUCGGAAGACAAAAUGCAGCAAGCAACAUUUAUAUAUUGGACGUAAGUCGGAGACGCAACGUGGCGCCUGUUGAUUGGACCGCAAUGUCAAAGCGUAGAAUCAUAAUUUUUCAUACAUAAUCUGGAGCUUUUCAUUGUCUCCAUAUGUAAUUAAACCCUUACGAAUCAUUUGUACAGGGUGAUUCACGAAAACUUCCUGAUUUGAAAGCUCAGUCAAAAAACUGGUAAAGAUUUUAUUACAAAUAAAUUUUAGUGAAAAGCCAUUACCUGGAUUUUUACAUUACUUAUUUUUAAAGAUGACAUCGGACAAAUAACGGCCCCCAUUGUCAAUGCAUUCAGUCAGUCGAUUUUCGAAGUUCCAUUCAACUCGCUGAAGCAUAUUUACGAGUAUGUUGGCGAUGGCUUGGCGUAUGUUGUUCUUCAAAUGAGGUAAGGUCCUUGCACUCUACUUGCCCCAACUGUGUUCACCAACGUAACUAUCGAUUUCCGAUCAGUAACACGACCUGAAAGACGAAUACGCAACCGGGUACCGAAUGCUCGUUGAGUAGCGAUAAUGGAACGGCCAUUAGAAAAGUAAGCCUCGACAGCAAACGCACGCUGCUCACUUGUCCAUUACAUGGUGGCAACUGCCUUGGCGGGUCACCAAACUUCAUCAACCUGUCUGUCAUAAGAAAUACUUUUCUGCAUGGCUUUUUUCUUACAACAUCUGCAUGGCUGCUUGGCGCGAAAUACAAAACAGGCAAUGUCCGUGAAUCACCCUAACUGCAUCAUAUAACUUAGCAUGCGUAAAAUGAAUGAAGUGCUGGAUGUUAAUAAUGAUUUUGUAGCCUGAAAUAUUGACCAUAUUUGAACAUCGGGUUUAUUUAUCGGGUUUACCUUGAUUUCUGGUCCAGUAAAGAAAACAUUUCCAACUCAACAACUCAAACAAAAUCCAUAGGUUCAUUAUUGUCGGCUUGUAAAUCAUUGUGCCAAAUAAAGAUGUCCAUCCUUCGCA